AUGACGUUAUUUGACGAGUUCGAGAAUCUCAUUCUUUCUCAGCCACAGUCACAUACUGAACCCAGCGAAUUCUUCGCUUCGCUUGGUGCACCAUCAGUAUCAAUAGCUGUUCUGGAUCAUGGGGAAAUCACCACGAGGUGUUAUUCCACCGUCGGAGACGGCGUCAAAACACGUUUCCAAGCUUGCAGUAUAUCCAAGCCCAUCUCCGCCUUGGCCGUCAUGAGACUUGCAGACCAGGGUAGAUUGAGCCUGGACGACAAGAUAGCUCAUCUCCUAUCAGAUAAAGUUGUGAACAGUCUUGGUCCAGCUGAUUUGGUCCAAGAAAUCACCUUUGCGCAUAUACUGAGCCAUACUGCGGGCCUCAACAACGGGGGCUUUCCUGGUUACAGCGACAUCGACCACCCAAGUGCGACGGACAUCGUACUCGGCAAGUCUGGUGUUAAUACUACGCCUAUCAAGGUCGUUGGGAUACCUGGCCGACAAUGGAGAUACUCUGGUGGAGGAUUUGUGCUUCUGCAAAUUGCCCUCGAGAAACUCACAUCGCUCCCAUUUCCACAGAUCAUGAAGGAGUUGGUUUUGCAACCGCUGGGAAUGCAUGACUCUUGCUACGGGACGCCAGAAGAGGAAGUCGAAUUGGCAAAAGCGUACUAUACCGGCGUCACACAAUGUUCAGUGCCAUGGCAUUAUCUGCCCGAAUUGGCCGCUGCUGGGCUGUGGACAACUCCCGGGGACUUGUGCAAGGCCAUCUAUGCACUGCAGCAGUCUUUGGCGGGAAGCGAGAAUGCAUUCUUGAAGUUGGACACUGCCAAGAGGAUGCUCACCGAGGUCGACUCGAAUGCCAUGAGCUUGGGAUGGGUUGCACCGAAGGACCCGGGCACCUACUUCGGUCAUGGAGGUUCAAACGAUCCCGGCUACCGAUGUGUAGCUAUGGGAAUUGCAGAUCUGUUGGGCCAGAAGAAGGAGUUUCCGAAUGCUGAUUGCGGUAUUGCUGUCAUGACGAAUUCAGCCUUUGGAAUUGAGCCGGCUUACGCUGCCCUUCAAACGAUCAAGUAUCUAAAGGGUUGGCGGGAGGCAACAACAGUCUCAGUCAGCAUGCCGUUUGUCGCACCCUUGGCAGUAGUCCACCGCGAAAUCCGUGGUGAUUGGAAAGACUGGAUGGGUCAAUGGAGCAACGGUACUGAUGUGUGGACCAUUGACGCCGAUAGCGAUGGACAGCCGCAGGCACGCUGGCGAGAGAGGCAACCAAUCAAGUUACUGCCUGCUGCUAUUUGCCCUGAACAGUAUCCUGAAGGUGAAUCUCUCGAUCUGGUUCUAAAUGGGGUUGGGGUUAUACUACGCUUGGCUUGGGCAGAGGGAGAGCGGUCUAUUGAAUCCAUGGAUGCACUAGCAUACAAGACUACAAAGCUAUCGCGAACUGGUUAG
Pestalotiopsis fici W106-1 is the source of this 1422-nucleotide messenger RNA. RefSeq lists its product as uncharacterized. The transcript has a single exon. NCBI's taxonomy places the organism in Eukaryota, Fungi, Ascomycota, Sordariomycetes, Amphisphaeriales, Sporocadaceae. The record is from RefSeq and is a predicted model, not a curated record. The coding region runs from base 1 to 1422 and encodes 473 amino acids.